AUGCCUCGCGGCAGACCCAAAGUGGUUGUUGCGCCAUGCCGGCACUGUGGCCGGCAGUUCAAGAGGCAGGAACAUUUGCUCAGGCAUGAGCGCAGCAGGCGGGAGGAGGACCAGGUGGUGCAGCCAUUCCCCCAUCAUGACACAACCGACCUGGGUGUAGGAGAUCCAGACCUCUUCUGGGAUCCCGAUUUCAUCACGCAUGACAUGCUUCCAGCCAUGCUCUUCGACACCGACAUGUCGCUCGCCGAUCCACCGCUGCGAAGCAACCCCCAACCUUCCCUCACGAGCAGUUUCUCUCGGUUUACGUCUGGCCUGCCAUCGCUGGAUGCCACGGCAGCAAGCACAGCUGACGAGGACCCAAAUCACGACGAUCAGGCUGAGAGCACGGCCUCCCUCCCCGGUCCCGUACCAUGGUCCAUCACCGGUCUUGGCUACGAAAGCUUUUGUCAGCGGGUUCAGGCUUACUCGGAAGUCCUCCCCUCCGGCUGUGCCUUGCCGUCCAGAAACACAUUGGCCCGGAAUCUGGAAGCCUACUUCAGAUGUGUCCAGGAGCAUCUUCCCUUCGUCCACGCUGCCACCUUCUCGGUGGAGCGAAAGGACGUCGAGUUGGUGUUGGCUGCUGCGGCCCUUGGUGCACAGACUCGGUUCGAUUCUCCAAAAUGUUUCGAGUUGUACUAUAUGGCCAAGGCGAUCUUGUUCGAGAACACACGUCGUGAGGACUUGCAGUUGUCGUCUGAUUUGCUGUCCGGAAAGAACCAUUCAAUUCUCGACAGACGAAUCGAUGUCGCCAAGAUACAGACGUUCGCAUUGCUGAUUUCUUUUGCUUCAUGGUCCGACCUGAAGAUCCUCCCAGACGCCUUGUCCAUGGCCGGUCAGUUGGCCACGCUGGCGCGAGUGAACGGAACCUCCGAGCUCGAUCCGGCGCCGUUGCAGCAGCAGCAGGCGGACUGGUCAUCCUGGGUCACGGUCGAAGAAAGGCGAAGAUCCUUGUACGCCGCGUACGUACUGUUCAACCUGCAUACCAUCGCUUUCGACACGCCCCCAUUGAUCUUGAACCAGGAGGUGGGCAUCAUGUUACCCAGCUCCGCCGAAUUGUGGAAAGCGACCAACGCGAUUCAAUGGCACCAGUGCGGCGGCGGGGGUGAACAAGUCGAUCGGCCGUUCAAGGUCGAGCUCCAGUCUCUUUGCGAUGGCGACGCCAACGCGGGUGUAUCUUCAUUCUCCAACUAUCUCCUCAUCCACGGCCUUUUGCAGCAGAUCUACGUCGACCGCCACGGCUCGACGGGAAGCUCGUUGGGGUGCGAGACCCGCAAGGCCUUAGAGACGGCCCUGCGCACUUGGCAGCGAUCCUGGGAGCUUACGCACGAGUCAACGCUCGACCCGCUGUCGCCCAAGGGCCCGCUCGGGUUCACCGCUGCCUCCUUGCUCCGACACGCCUAUAUCUGGUUGAGUUCGGACGGUCCAAUUCCAAAUCGAGGUCUACUCAGGCGAGACCUGCGGUGCCUGGUGGGCAACGAUAGGCAUUAUCCCACUCAGCGGUUGCCACACCUCGAUCGCGCCGUCUUGCACGCCGUGCACGCCCUCGCGGUCCCGGUGCGCCUGGGCAUUGAGCUGAUCACCCGCGCCCGACAGCCAUUUUGGACCAUUGAGCACUCGUUAUGCAGCCUCGAGUGCGCCCUACUACUCCAACGCUGGCUGGAGACGAUGGCGGCCACGGUGCGAUCUUGCGGCAGCAUUGAGAAACUCCGGCAGGCCGAACAGAAACUUCUCCACAUCAUUGCCGAAGUCAUCAAGGAAACAUUUCUAUCCGACACACUGGCGGUCGUCGAGGACGACGACGCCUCGCGCGUUCAACGCAUGGCUACUACCGUGGUUCAGCUCUGGGCCCGCAUCUUCCAGUUUUCCCACGCUCUCGACGUGGACGAUUUCAUUGCCGCCGGGCUCAAGCACCUGAGCGAUAUGUCGUCUACAAGCCCUAUCUAA
Molecule: messenger RNA, 1983 nt
Organism: Capronia epimyces CBS 606.96
Lineage: Eukaryota; Fungi; Ascomycota; Eurotiomycetes; Chaetothyriales; Herpotrichiellaceae
Exons: 2
Coding region: 1-1983 (660 amino acids)
Biological process (GO): DNA-templated transcription; regulation of transcription by RNA polymerase II
Cellular component (GO): chromatin
Molecular function (GO): zinc ion binding; DNA-binding transcription factor activity, RNA polymerase II-specific; RNA polymerase II cis-regulatory region sequence-specific DNA binding
Source: RefSeq, a predicted model, not a curated record